Messenger RNA from Cucumis sativus (cucumber), 1374 nucleotides. Its product is annotated as proline-rich protein 4. The transcript has 2 exons. The record is from RefSeq and is a predicted model, not a curated record. Bases 37 to 978 code for a protein of 313 amino acids. NCBI's taxonomy places the organism in Eukaryota, Viridiplantae, Streptophyta, Magnoliopsida, Cucurbitales, Cucurbitaceae.
AAAAAAAGGAAAAAACAGUUGGAUCUAAAAUAAAAAAUGAGUUGGCUUCUCAUAUUACUUCUUCUCAAUUUUAGUUUCUUCGAUCUUUCAGAAGCCAGGCACCACAGGAAGCUGCCGUCGGCUGUCGUCGUCGGUACCGUUUUCUGCGACACAUGCUAUCAAGAGAAGUUUUCCAAGACCAGUCACUUCAUUUCAGGUGCAACGGUUGCUGUCGAAUGUGGAAACAAAGGACCAGAACCGAGUUUUAGAGAAGAAGUAAAGACAGACAAAAGAGGGGAAUUCAAGGUGAAUUUGCCAGUUUUAGUGAGCAAACAUGUGAAGAAGAUUGAGGAAUGUUAUGUGGAAUUAGUUAAAAGUAGUGAACCAUAUUGUGAUGUAGCUGCAACAGCAAAAUCAUCUUCCCUUCAACUCAAGUCAAGAAAACAAAACACACACACAUUCUCAGCUGGCUUCUUCACUUUCAAGCCUCUAAAACAACCAAACCUUUGCAACCAAAAACCACAAAAUCCCAACACAUUUGAUGACAUGAAAGAAAUCCAACUCCCCCCACCACCAUCAUACGACAUUCCGAAUUUGCCAUCUCCUAUCCAAAUCCCGACCGUACCGAGCGCUCCUCGGAUUUACGAUAACCUUCCUCCUCUCCCACUGCUUCCUGGACUUCUUCCAUUGCCUCAGUUACCUCCACUGCCUCCAUUGCCACCACUUCCUACUCUUCCACCUCUCCCUAAGUUUCCAAUAUUCCCACCAAAAGAGAAAGAUGAGAAAAAUGCACCAAAUGAAACUCCAAACACAAGUGAAAAACUAGACAAGUUUCCAAUACCACCCAUAAAGCCUUUGAGGAAGCCACAUCAUUUUGUUCUGCCUCCACAAAGGCUGCACCACCACCCUCGGCUGCCACCUCAUGUGGCGGUGAUAGGCGGCGAGCCGAUACCUAACCUUUCUAAGAUCUCCUCAUCUCAUAAGAAAACUUCUCCUUGAAAUAUUUCAACGUUUAAACCCAAAGUUAACCUUCAGAAUAAGUCGCAGUUGCAAAUAUAUCACAAUAUUAAAGAAUUUGCAAAUGUAUCAAAAUUUAGAUCUAACUUUAGGAGUUGAUAUAUCCGUUAUAGACUAUAUUACUAAUAAGAGUCUAUCGAGGAUAAAGUACGUUAUCGACAUAUUUUGCGAUAUUUGUAAUUCUUUAAAAAUACUACCCUGCAAAUUGCAAUUGCUCGUUUUUUUUCUUGUAUUCUUGUGCUUAUUUUCUAGUAAAAAUCAAUAAUUUGUGAGCUAAAUUGGAUGGAUGUGAGGAAAAUUGAAGGUCAGGAUUAGGCAUAAAAGGGUUGGUGCUGUGAUUUGAAUGGUUUGAUCAUAAUUAUUUAUGUUGUUGGGAUA